UGCAAGACAGGCAGCGAUGCAACUAACGGGGAGGAAUCGGAUCAACUCAAUUCCUUCGGUCCACAGCGGACCUUUCGCUGCCUCUCUUUGUUCCGCUCCUUCACAACAAUAAUAUCAAUGUCUUUCCACCCUCAUAAUUAGCCAGAUAUUUGUGUGCGUUUUGUGCUCCUGGAACAGAUGAGAGCUGCGCACGUUUAUAGCCUGUAAACUGUUGGUGCAGUGGUGGAAAUCCAAAAAUUGUGCCACUGAGGUUUCUAAUCCAUCUUGCUCUCAUUCUUUCCAUCCAUGCUGCCAUGCAGUUUUAUAUAAGUGCGUUUCCGGCUUCCUGCGACCUUCAGCGGUUCUGACUGCACUUCCACUCCGGGGGUUGGUGAGGGGGGGAGAAUCGGGAGCUAUGCGGCUACAGCCCAGCCCCAGAAAGGCCUGGUGAACCAUGAUGAAGACAGAACCGCGGUCCACGGCAAGCGCUGGCACCGGCUCCACCAUCAGGAGCCCGUCGCCUCACAGAAAUGCGUACGAGUCGGGGAUUCAGGCACUGAAGCCUGCGAAAGAUGUCCUGAAUGGGGAGGAUGGCAGGGAAGGUAGAACGAGGACCACAUCCCGGGGCCGCACGUAUGGAUCCAACGUCCACCGCAUCAAGAACAUGUUCAUGCAGAUGGGCUCGGCCCCGGGGCAGGAAGAGGAGCCGGCGAAGGCUAAAGACCGCACCGCGCGCCGUCUGCCCCUUCCUAGGGCGAGCAGCCUGAACGAGAACGUAGACCACAGUGCCCUGCUCAAGCUGGGGGCAGCAAGCUGCAAGGCAGACAGUGAGCCUCAACAAGGCUCCUCUGGCCCCUCAAAGUUGCAAGAAACGCGCAAGAUCUUCGAGCAGCGGGACACUCAGGAAAAGCAAGAAGCAUCGAACCGCGUACUGCUGAAGAAGGAGCGGAUAUCGGGGUUUCAGGAGGGUCGUCUCGAUGUAGUGGCGCGUUUCAACGGCAGCACCGAGUCCUUGGACGGGCUGGACAAAGGAGAGGCGGUGUCGCCCACCGUCAGCCAGCUGAGCGCCGUCUUUGAGAAGGGAGAGCUUCGAAACAACCUGCGCUGCGAUGGAGCUUCAUCCGGUUGCGCUGGACAAUUGCCAGGGAAAAUAGGAGUGCUCAACUCCAAAAUCAUCACCAGGAGGGCACAUCCGCUCGUUUCUGGCAACCAGAACGAAGGUGAAAACCUGAAGCAACACGAAGGGUCAGCAGAGGGCUCUCAGUACAAGAUGGGGCUCCACGAUAAAGAUCCUUCAUGCUCUCCUUGUGUGGCACCAGGGCAGGGGCCUCUGAGCCAAGAAGGCGUGCACAAGAACAAACUAGAGCAGCCGCAGGAAGACAAAGAAGGGGGAGCUCAUGGACCUUAUGCUGAGCAUCAAGUUGUCUGUGACCCCAAACCUGAGUCCACAAGCAGACUUGUGAAGGCAGAGGUCCACUCGUACAAAGAGAAUGGGGACUCCACACAGUCUGUGGAUCCCCAAGCGAGAAUCUUCUCUCUCUCCGAGAACGCUGUUGACCAGCAAUUCAGGAAUGAAGGAGAGAAGGGUGAAGGGGAUGAACUAGAGAGCUCUCUGCAAGGGCAGGAGCAGACAGUGGAGGGUCAAAAGGAGGAUUUCUCCGAAGCAGAACUGGUGGAUGUCAGUGCCUUCAGCGUCGUCGUGGAUGAUUCUGGAAGUGGCCAACAAGAAGAUGCUGAGGAGGAGGAGGAGGAGGAGGAGGAAGAAGAUGAGACCUACGAGCUGGAGUCUAGCUGUUCUGAGAUCCCUGGGCUGCCUGCAGAAGAGGAGCCACCACCCAACAGGAAGAUCCGCUUCAGCGCUGGCCCAAUCAAAGUGUUCGCUACCUACUGUAACGAGGAUUACGACCGGCAUAACGAUGAAGUGGACCCUAUGGCAGCUUCAGCAGAGUACGAGCUGGAGAAAAGGGUGGAGAAGUUGGACCUGUUCCCUGUGGAGCUGGAGAAAGAUGGAGACGGCCUGGGCAUCAGCAUCAUUGGAAUGGGCGCCGGGGCAGAUAUGGGCCUGGAGAAGCUGGGCAUUUUUGUUAAAACUGUCUCCAACGGUGGGGCUGCACACCGCGAUGGCAGAAUCCAGGUCAACGAUCUGAUAGUGGAGGUGGAUGGCACCAGCCUGGUUGGAGUGACCCAGAGUUUUGCGGCCUCUGUCCUAAGGAACACCGCUGGACGCGUCAGGUUCCUCAUCGGGCGAGAGAAGCCGGGCGAGGAGAGCGAGGUGGCCCAGCUGAUCCAGCAGACCUUGGAGCAGGAGCGCUGGCAGCGCGAGAUGAUUGAGCAGCAGUACAGUCAGUACAUGGAGGAUGAGGACGGGGCUGGAGAGUACGGCUCCGAUGAUGAGGAAGAAAUGAGCCCCAUGUUUCCCGGCUCCAUCGAGGUGUUCGAGCUGGCUGAGAACGAUGACAUGCUCUCCCCCGUCGAGAUGGAUCCCGAGAAGCUCGUCCGCAAAUUCAAGGAGCUUCAAAUAAAGCACGCCGUCACAGAGGCUGAGAUCCAGCAGCUGAAGAAAAAGCUCGUGCGUGCGGAGCAGGAGAAGCUGCGGUGGCACGCGGAAAAGGUGCAGCUGGAGCGCAACCUGCAGGAGAGCAAGGAGCACGCCAAGAAGCUGGAGAGCUACUGGAUGGAGGCGCAGAGCCUGUGCCAGACCGCAGAGGAGCACCUCAAGGAGUCGCAGGUGCAGUACCAGGUCCUGGAACGGAAGUACACCAAGGCGAAGCGUCUCAUCAAGGAGUACCAGCAGAAAGAGAUCGAGUUCCUGAAGAAGGAGACGGCGCAGGGCCGCGCCCAAGAUGCACCGGGGUCACCCCAUAAGGAGGAGUCGGAGAACCCGCGGGACCAGGCGGAGGAGGAAGCCCAGGUGACAUUCGGAGGCGGAGGUGGGGUUGGGCACGCAGAGUACACCUGUCCCACCAUGUCUUCUCCGCAGCCUGAGGAAAUGGAGAACAUUUUAGACCUGAAUGAGGCCAUUCCUGAGACAGAACUGCUAGACAACAGCAUCCAGAAGGGACGGACCCAGCUGUCAAUCAAGUCGAGGAGGAACCGCCCCUCGCGGUCACGGCUACGCGACAGCUUCAGCUCCACGGAGGGCGACGAGAGCCUGGAGAGAAGGUCGCUGAACGUCAGCUCGGCGCUCUGCGGGUCCUCACCCUCCCCAGACGCGCCGAUAUCUUCAUCGCCUGGCCAGAAGAGCCCCACCUUUGGCUUCGACGCCCACCUGCUCCGACAUUCUGCGGAGGAGGAAACCACAGCCACGCCUGCGCCCUCCGCCCGGUACCAACAGCUCACCAACGCCUCAUCGCAGGAGGCCCUGGGCUCCGUGCGCCACAGCUUGCCCUCCAAGAUCUGCCUGAGCUCUGACAGCUCGCCCAUCUACAUUCGCCGGCCGCGUCGGCCCGACAGCGAAGAGAACAUGCUGGUGCUGAAGCGUAAGGCCACCAACACGUGUGCAAUGCGGAUGCCAGUAUUAGUUUCAGAUGACAGCCACGACAGUGACCGACCCGAGCCCGGGAGCUCCACGGUCAUCAUGGAUAAGAAGACGAAGCGGAGAUUUCUGGACUUGGGGGUCACACUGCGGCGAUCCUCUGGAAAGGUCAGAAAGGAGAAGUCCAACAGACUCUCCAUGGGGAACCAGGAGCUUUCAGAGGGUCUGUCCUGGUGGUCUGGGUCCCUUUUUGUGCCUUUCUCCUGGUUUACUGACAAGGGCAAGGCCUCUGCCUCCCUCUCCCAAAGAACAAUGCCACAGAACUGCAGCCUUCAGUCCAGCUGCCAGGACUCGAUCCUCAGCGAUAAGUUCUGCCCGCGAAGCCCACGCGCAUCAAGCAGGUCUGAAUCAGAAUCAAAGUCAUCGCAACCGUAUCAGACGCUGUCCCAGUCUCCAGAUGAACUCAUUGACGAACCGCUCCAUCUGGUCUCAGCAUGGAGCACACAACAAGUAUGUGAGUGGCUGAAAGGGUUAAACAUGGAGCAAUACGUCCCAGAAUUCACCGCCCGGGAAGUUGAUGGGGAACAGCUGCUGCAGAUGGAUAGCGCCAAACUUAAGGGCCUCGGGGUGAAUAGCUCGACGGACCGCAACGCGCUGAAGCGCCGACUUAAAGACAUGCACGCCGCAGCCGAGAAGGAGCGCAAGGCGCUGGACAAGAUGGACAAGCUGAAAAGGCAGCUGAAGAGAGAGCAGGAGCCACAGAACAGCUAGAGCCACAGUCCGCCAGAUGGUCAAUCUUUGAGAGGUGCAAAAUUCAAGUGAAGACAGAGUGAUCAAGAGACCAGUCAGAAGUAAUUGCAGUCCCCCCCAAAACACACACCUCAAUAAUACUGUGAAAUACUGUGUCCAUUCCAAACAGAACAUUUAACACACUUUUUGCAUAAAAGGUCAACGGCUCCUAAUUCUUUCAAUUUUAGAACUUUACAAAGUUAUUGUUCCAAAGCGCAAAAACAUUUCUCUUAAUACAUUAUAUUGCUCUUUAUUGAACAAAUAGAUAGUAGGUAGCCAGUAGUGUAAGAAAGGCCAGUGUAAAUCCAUGAGUGCCGUUUCAAACUACUUAUUGGCCUUGUUUUUGCUGUGAUACAUGUUUUGCAGUUUUUGAUAUUUUCUGUACAGUUGGCAUGGUUACCGCAAUGGGUGCAGGAUGUUAGUCUGACGGAAAAGAAACCUAUUUAGUAUAAACAAUUUCUCUGUACUGUCUAUGAUCUUGAAAAACAGCUGCCAUUUCUUCCUCCUUACGGGUCUGCAUGAUGGAUAGCACCACUUUGUAGGCGCAGAAAAUAAACAUAGCAAUCUUUCAGCAUUUCCUCCAUCUCAGUAUACAUGACAUUUAUGGGAAUCGAAUUUUUUAGCCUAUCAUAAAGGACAAUUUUGCAUACUGGAUAGUAUUCUAAGAGGGGUUACAUUUAUUUUGAUGCAAAAUGCUACCGUGAGCAUUAAUACUUAAUUCCUUUUGAACAAGCAUCAUACUUAACAGACAAAAAAAAACCCACACAGAGAAGGGCCUCUCAUUGCAGCAAUUAUUCUUUUUGUGGAAAGGAAGGGGAGAGGGAGACUGACUAUGAGCUGUCUUUCUUGCGCAGUGGUUCAGUGAGAACCAGAAUUGUACUGCAAAGCCAUAGUGUCUUUAAAUUGUGAUGCAUCAUCCAUGUUGAGUGAGAAAAUGGAAACCCAAGAGACAUAGCAUUUCAGCUUGUGCUGCUUUCUAAGUCAUACUUACACUCGGAGAAGCAGUGCUUCACUGGUUUCAUUAGUGUACCUACAGAGUCCUAGGGCAAUUCAGACCAACUGCUGUGUAAUAUAAUUUGUACUCGAGUUGGUUGCUCAUUAAACAUGCUC
Messenger RNA from Scleropages formosus (Asian bonytongue), 5353 nucleotides. Its product is annotated as neurabin-2-like. Gene Ontology annotation, cellular component: postsynaptic density; actin cytoskeleton; cytoplasm. Lineage: Eukaryota; Metazoa; Chordata; Actinopteri; Osteoglossiformes; Osteoglossidae. Gene Ontology annotation, biological process: actin filament organization; neuron projection development; calcium-mediated signaling. Gene Ontology annotation, molecular function: actin filament binding. The record is from RefSeq and is a predicted model, not a curated record. The coding region runs from base 434 to 4225 and encodes 1263 amino acids. The transcript has 18 exons.